AUGUGGAAAGGCAAACCCGUGAUCGGCGGCAACGUCGGCGGGAUCCGCCUUCAGAUUGAGGAUGAGGUGUCCGGAUUCCUGGUGGAUUCUCCCGAGCAGGCUGGAGAGCGCAUAGCACAACUCCUCGGCGAUCCCGAUAUGUACGCUUAUAUCGGCCGUAACGCGAAAGACCGCGUCCGUGACAAUUUCCUCUUGCCGCGCCUGCUGUAUGAUUACAUGCAAGCGGCUCAUCAAGCCGGAACUAUUGCUUGA
Molecule: messenger RNA, 252 nt
Organism: Geodia barretti
Lineage: Eukaryota; Metazoa; Porifera; Demospongiae; Tetractinellida; Geodiidae
Source: the annotation of a GenBank genome assembly